AUGUCAUUUUCGUUGGGUUUACCAGAUCCAGCCUUUUGGACUCUUCCUAAGGGCACAACUCCGCUUCCCCCAUCUCCUUUCCAAUCGGAAUGGUUGACCAACGUUUUUGAAGUGUCCAUGAAGGUGAGAACUCCGUUGACAAUUGCGGUGGUAUACUUCUCCUUUGUUCAUUUCGUCAAUCCAUAUGUCAUUAAGAGACAAUUGCGCAAGGCUGGACUUAAGGAAAAGAACGAGCAGAAGAUGGACCCGAAACAGUUGAAGAAACUCAAGCCAGCGCCGUUCAAGAUCGCGACGCAGCCAUGGUUCAAGCUCUUUGUUCUCUUGCACAACAUUUUCCUCUGUGUCUACUCGGUAUGGACGUUUUUCGCCAUGCUCAACUCUUUUGGCCGCACAAUGGAGAAGAUCCGCAACGAAAUCCCAUCUGUGUCGUCUUUGAGCACGUUUGUUCAUGCUGUGUGUGAUGCCGAACGUGGUGUGUUUGAGCAUCUUCCCAAAGAACAUAACUUGACGCUCAUUGGCUGGUGGUUUUACAUGUCCAAGUUUUACGAGGUCAUUGACACCAUUGUGAUUUUGUUGAAGGGCCGUCCUUCGAGUCUUUUGCAAAGUUAUCAUCAUGCGGGCGCCAUGAUGUGUAUGUGGUCUGGAAUCCGCUUCCAGUCGCCGCCAAUCUGGAUUUUCGUCGUGUUCAACUCGUUCAUUCAUUCGUUGAUGUACUUCUACUUCACAUUGGCAUGCUUGCGUAUCAGGGUUCCGCUCAUUGUGAAGCGUGUCUUGACCUCGAUGCAAAUAACCCAGUUUGUUGUUGGCGGCCUGUUGGCCAUUGUUCACGCUUUUGUGUGGUAUGUCGAUCCAAAGGAUACCUCUUUCCGCAACUGUAUCCCAUCUUCGGAUCAAGCAUUACCUUUGGUGAUCAAUGUCUUAUACUUGACUCCAUUGACGGCGUUGUUUGCUGCUUUCUACAUCGAGAGCUACAUCAAGAGAAAGACCGCUUAA
Clavispora lusitaniae ATCC 42720 is the source of this 993-nucleotide messenger RNA. RefSeq lists its product as uncharacterized. Gene Ontology annotation, molecular function: fatty acid elongase activity. Gene Ontology annotation, biological process: fatty acid elongation, saturated fatty acid; very long-chain fatty acid biosynthetic process; sphingolipid biosynthetic process. Gene Ontology annotation, cellular component: endoplasmic reticulum membrane. Lineage: Eukaryota; Fungi; Ascomycota; Pichiomycetes; Serinales; Metschnikowiaceae. The record is from RefSeq and is a predicted model, not a curated record.